This is a messenger RNA of Meyerozyma guilliermondii ATCC 6260, 2235 nucleotides long. It is a transcript of the gene EXO84, whose product is annotated as exocyst subunit. The record is from RefSeq and is a predicted model, not a curated record. Lineage: Eukaryota; Fungi; Ascomycota; Pichiomycetes; Serinales; Debaryomycetaceae. Gene Ontology annotation, cellular component: exocyst. The transcript has a single exon. Gene Ontology annotation, biological process: exocytosis; Golgi to plasma membrane transport; intracellular protein localization. Bases 1 to 2235 code for a protein of 744 amino acids.
AUGGAAUUUAACGUCAAAGCUGCAUACCGCAAGAGCCGUGCGCCUUGGCAGCGUGCUCUGCAAGUUCACAAGACCGCAAAUCCUUAUGCUAAUGCCAAUACUUCCGUAGAAAAUGAUCUGUUACAGGUGCCCAGCAUGCCGUAUGGAAGUUCAACUGCGCAAGAUCCCGCUGCCACGGCUCGGAAAAACAACCGUCGGCUUAGUAUCCAUGCGUCAGCUUUGGCAGCUGCCUCGGGGCCGCAUAGGAAGUCGUUUUCGCAGGCGAAUGGCGCACCUCCUUUGCCUCAGCUUUCCAAGACCAUGACGAAUAAUUCAGGUGCGGUUCUGUUUGUGGAGGAAAAAGAGGAAAAUUCGGAAGAGCAGUUAUACAAAAUUCUUGGAAGCGGUACAGCAAAGGAAAUUGAUGACUUUCAUAAGAUUCUUAAGCAGAAAAAGGCAGUGUUAACGAAGGAAAUUAAGAACAAUAUCAAUCAGAACCAACGCUACAUUUUAGAACUCACGAACGACCUCAAGGACACCAAGGAGGAGCUUUUGCAAUUACGAGUCACGACCAAGGAACUAUAUGAAAUCCUUGACGAUUUUAAGGAAGCAGCAGAACGUCGAAUAGAAUUGGAACACGAGGUGCCAGCUCCAUCGGCGUCUUCAAACAGUACCAUUUCAGCAGCUUCCUCGAAGGGCUUACUGGUUAUGUCUCGUAGAAAAGAUCGUUCCUCUAUCAUGGUGUUGGAAAAAAUGUGGAAAAAUGAACUCAGAUCGCUUUUCAAGCAUGUUGAGGGUGCCUCAAAAUUCAUCCAACCUCUUCCUGGCCGUCAUGUUCUCACCGAAAGUGGGAGGUGGCAUGAGAUCAAUGUAGGUAAUUGGAAGCCCACAAAGACAGUACACAUAGUCGUGCUUAAUGACCUCAUAUUGAUAGCGACGAAGAAGACAUCUGCCAUGCAAGAGGGCUCAAGUACUAAAACAAGAUUACAAGCUACUCAUUGCUGGCCAUUAAACGAAGUCAGUAUGACGGAAGUUUCAAAACCUUCGUCGCAUCGUGGCGAAAAGGACGAUAAAAAGGUUUAUUUGGUCAACGUGAAAGCAAAAUCACUCAGUUAUGUAUUUCAAACCGAUCGUUUCGACCACUUCAAGAAGAUAAUAGAGGCUCACAAUAAAGGCAAGAAAGAGUUGCUUCAACGAGAUCGGGUGCUUGAUAGCAGAAGGUCCAUCGAUUUAGAUGGAGAGGUUGAUCACGAUGAAGAGAAAAGACAGUUGAGAGAUUCAUUUAAACAUUAUGAAAGCGCCGAGAGUAUCGACGAAAAGACCAAACGACGCAGUUCGCAAAGGCAGAGUAUGGAUGUCGUUUUGCAGGAUAUCAGUUCGCGUGUACAUUCGAGAAACCGUUCUCUUGAUUUCAACAAGAUCCACAAUAAGGACACAGAAAAAAUCCAAUAUUUUAACGAAUUGAAGAAAAUCGAAGACAAGUUGGACGAGAUCGACAUUGAAGUGGCGCAUAACAAAUACACAGAAUCAGUUGGCUUAAUUCGCCAUAUUGAGCAGAAGUUGGUCAGUGUUGAAAACAGCAUCAACUCCAAGACAAAUGCUGAAGCCAAAGCCUCUGCAGAUGAACUUCGUCUUCUUAUUGACGUUAUUAAGAUCAAAAUUGACAACAGAAAAGUCAAUGUUCAGCGAUGCCUUGCUUUCGAUUUGAAUCAUAAUAUUUCGCGGCUUGGUCAAAACGAUAUUGGGCAAAUAAUCGAAUUAUUUGCCAGUUUUGACGAGCUUGACCAAGGAGUCAAUCUUUACUUGCAGGCAAUGUCAUCUUACCUUUCGACCAACGUAUCGCGGUCGAUAGUUGGUGUACAAGGCUCCACUAAACUAGACAUUGUAAACUAUUUGUCAAACUUGGUUAUCAUCUACUCGUCGGUUUUAAAACGGGUGGUGACCAACUACGAACAAAGCAUCGUGCCAAUCAUAAGAAAGGAUAAGCAAGGAAAAGUUGACUCUAGUAUAGUGAUCGACUGGUGUAUUGAAGAAGUCUCGAGAUUAGUGGAUAUUGUGAAGAAACAUCUUUAUGGAAACUUAUUGGCCCAUGAGAAGACUGACUUGGAAACAGAGGAGAAAAUCUACAAGGUGAAAGAUACAGAGUUGUUUGAUAAGUUUCUUGGUGUUUUGCAGCCACAAUUGAGCCAACUAAAAGAUGUUGGUGUCAAUAUCGAUUUUCUCUUUGACGAUGUUUUGGAAUGCAUUGAAAGGUAA